UCUCAAGACGUACGCUGGGCCAUGUGCCAUUGAGGUUUUGUGUUACUGGAGUUACUAUUGACGUUGGAUUUUUUGGAUUUAUUUCCUGAUUGCCAUGGCGAAUUCUACCCUUCUAUUUGGUGCUGCUAUCAUACUUUCAAUUGUUAUUGCUGUACGUGGUCACGGUUCCAAAUGCGAGAAGGUCUCAUCUUUGGCAACGUUAGAAGACCAUAACACGGUGGUCCAGACCAACCUGGAGAUGCUUACAGGAACCUGGGUUUCAGAAGGUUGUGAAACCAGACCUGGACCAGAAUACGUACUUCGUUCCUACACUUUUGAACCCGACGGUCACUACUACUUGGUACAACAUCAUUAUUAUGACGAUUCCUGUUCAUCUCCACAACUGUCUGUGUUCUCUUAUGGAAGAAUACAACUUAGAACGUCUUUAAUGCAACCAGAUGCUGCCAGUACUAUUUUAAAAGUGACUAACAUCAGUGUCAUCCCACAAGAUAACAAUGCAGCCAGGGAAAUGGAUAGAGUUGUUGCACUUGAAUGUCCAGGUCAGGAUUGGAAGAGUUGGCGUAGAUAUGACGAACAUUUAGUGUACGACGCAGCUCAAGACAACAAAAGGAACUUCAACAACCUGUGGGAGUCCCGGUACGGCAUAAAUAACCAAUACGACUUGAAUCGACGUGCAAACAGCCAUCACAUUUUCGGAGACAUUUCUUGUCUAGGCACUUUGAAAUGGGCCUUCAACGAGCUUAAGCUACUUAAGGUGCAACUUCGGCCAAUAAUGGAUCAACUAAAGCCCAGAAAAUAUCCAAGACAAAUGAAAGCCGAGUUGCUUCUUGGAGACAUUCAUACCAACUACAAGCAAAGGGAAAAUCAUAUACCGACGAGUUUUCAAGUGGCUUUGAUCAAACAAGUUAAAGAAGAACGACUUUCCAUCAACAGACACACCUAUAUUAUUAAAAGUCCGACUGGAAUGCCCAGUCAUCUCUUCCUGGAUAGCAAGACUCCACCUCAUUUAAUCGAAAAACCUCAUCUGCCUCCGUAUAUUUGGGGUGAAUGGACUUCAACGCGCUGUGAGGUCAGACCUAUGGGUCUUUAUUUGACCAGACGGUUUUCGUUCUACUCCGAAGACUCCACUUGGAUUGGAGAACACAAAUUCUACUCGGAUCCGUUCUGUAAAAUUCCCAAGUUCAUAGUAACAGCAGCUGGACAUUUCGUCUUGGCCGGGGCUAAUAAACUAAUGAAGGGGACCACAGACAUCGAUUUUCACAUAGAAAAAGCCAGUUUAACAGUUUUGGAUCAACGUAUGAUCUACGACUUGCGUUUGCCGGGAAUGUGUGGGGUGGACGAGUGGGAAGUGAACGUGCCGAAGGAACUGAGCUCUACAAAUGGUUGUAUUCAACUAGGAAUUAUUUUGCCUUCAAUACAAUACGAUAUAGUGAAACUGGAAAUGGAUUAUAGAGGUUCCUGUUUACUUUACUUGGGACAAGUCAACACAGACAACAUACAGAAUACUGUAAAUGAAAGGCCGACUUCUUUCCAACUACCGUUGGUCAAAUGUGGUGAAGUGGCCAGUUACUCGCAAAGUCUAAGAGAUAUUCUUAAUGAUGGAAUCUAUUAUGGCAAUAGUGCGGGCAGUAAAACGUACAUGUUGUACUUGUGUGUGUCAACUUUAAUAAUAUAUUUUAGUAGAUGAUUGUGAUAAAUAUAUAAUUUAAUUUUUUGUAAAUAUGUAUGUACAUAAAUUGUAAAUUUUGUAAAUAUGAACAAAUAUAGGGACAACAUUACCAGUGAUAUAAAAUAGUUUAUGUAAUAUUUAUAGUUUUGUAUA
Molecule: messenger RNA, 1822 nt
Organism: Aethina tumida (small hive beetle)
Lineage: Eukaryota; Metazoa; Arthropoda; Insecta; Coleoptera; Nitidulidae
Product: protein APCDD1
Exons: 4
Coding region: 95-1687 (530 amino acids)
Biological process (GO): negative regulation of Wnt signaling pathway
Cellular component (GO): plasma membrane
Molecular function (GO): Wnt-protein binding
Source: RefSeq, a predicted model, not a curated record